Molecule: messenger RNA, 456 nt
Organism: Talaromyces atroroseus
Lineage: Eukaryota; Fungi; Ascomycota; Eurotiomycetes; Eurotiales; Trichocomaceae
Exons: 2
Coding region: 1-456 (151 amino acids)
Source: RefSeq, a predicted model, not a curated record
AUGCGUUCCCACACCUUCGCUAUGCUAAUCGGUAUGAGCGUCAUCAUUUGGACAAAUGGGCUCCCACUCAUUCCAAGCUCCAUUUCAGCCCGCCAGGACAUCACAACGCCUCUCGGCAUCGACGCGAAAGACCUUGACCUCGGCGAUAUAUCUCCUAUUGAAGAUGGAUGGCUCGAACUGGAUAGCGAUGAUGGAGAUGGAAACCAUCUUGGGUCCAGCUCAGUUUCAAAUGCCAACGGAUAUCUGGGCUCGGUUGGAUCCGGCCAAGCAAGCCAGAAUGGCAACUCACUGGAGGGUAGUAGCGCUGCGUGCACUAAUCCACUUACCUUCAGGUCUGACUGGUUGUGUGACUUCGGCGGCAGCAAGCAAUGGCAACAGAACAAGUACCAGUUCGACCAGUACUGGAGGAUUAAUCCGUGGCCCUCUCAUCGGGAAGAAAUCUUUGUGGUCUUUUAG